Molecule: messenger RNA, 696 nt
Organism: Aegilops tauschii subsp. strangulata
Lineage: Eukaryota; Viridiplantae; Streptophyta; Magnoliopsida; Poales; Poaceae
Molecular function (GO): nucleic acid binding
Source: RefSeq, a predicted model, not a curated record
AUGUGGGAUAGGGAAGGAAACAUGACCUUCUCUGGGAAAAUCGGUAUCUGGCCAUUCGUGAAAGAAGUUCCUGCUCAGAGGAGAAGCAACAACAGGCCCAGAGGUACAAUAGAGACAAAGUCAAUAAAGGUCGACAAAAAAGUUAUGAGGGAGUUCCUGAUAGAGAAGGUCUUGCCAGCAAUACAAGCUGUUUGGCCCGAAGGUGAUGCUGGACAGACCAUCUACAUUCAGCAGGAUCAUGCUAAGUCCCAUAUCUUGCCAGAUGACCCGGAAUUUCUAGAAGCUGUCGCAAAAACUGGACUUGACAUCAGAAUAAUACAACAACCUGCCAAGAGUCCUGAUUUGAAUGUGCUUGACCUUGGGUUUUUCAACUCGCUGCAAUCCCUAACAAAUUGUCUGAGUCCUAAAACACCACAAGACCUUAUUAAGGGUGUUUUGGAGGAAUUUGAAGGCUAUGAGGUUUACAAGCUCAACAACAUUUUCCCAACUCUACAAAUGUGCAUGAUCGAGAUCCUGAACCAUGCAGGGGGCAAUGGGUACAAAACACCCCAUGUAAACAAGGAAAGGCUUGAGGGUCUUGGGCAGCUACCUCCAAGACUAUCCUGCCCUCAAGAGGUUUACACAAAUGCUAGUGAUGCUUGUGAUGAGGCUCUCAUGCUUGUGAUGAUGCUUGUGAUGCUUGUGAUGAGGCUCUGA